This is a messenger RNA of Entrophospora sp. SA101, 303 nucleotides long. The record is from the annotation of a GenBank genome assembly. Lineage: Eukaryota; Fungi; Glomeromycota; Glomeromycetes; Entrophosporales; Entrophosporaceae.
AUGUUGGUUUUUUAUCUCAUUUACAAUGAAAGGUUAAGCGGUAAGGAACAUUCUUCUAUUCGUUCCGGUUCUGUGUCCGUGUGGGAUGAAAGAGAAAUUGUUAUGAGACGUUGGACUGAUGGUAAAAGUUGGUCUGCAAGUAGAAUCAAUGGAAGUUUUUUAACCUACAGAGAAUUAGAAUCAUCUAGCUCUUGUGGUAAUAAUAAUUCUCAUGAUUUAUUAAGCGAAGACACUGAUUCAAGUGAAUUUUAUCAUUCCUCCUCAACCACCAAAAAAUCUAUAUCAAUUAAACAAUGUAGAUAA